Messenger RNA from Aspergillus melleus, 423 nucleotides. RefSeq lists its product as uncharacterized. NCBI's taxonomy places the organism in Eukaryota, Fungi, Ascomycota, Eurotiomycetes, Eurotiales, Aspergillaceae. The coding region runs from base 1 to 423 and encodes 140 amino acids. The transcript has a single exon. The record is from RefSeq and is a predicted model, not a curated record.
AUGCCCUUCCUCACCAAAACCCUCCUCACCCUCCUCGCCACCGCCAUGGCCGCCUCCGCCACCGACCAAGGCUACGACGGCACCAUCACGACCGAAGGCAUCGGCAACUGUCCUCUCACACAGCACGCCGAGAACCACAUCGAAUUCUCCUGGGAGCCCACGAACGGCAGCGUCUGCGUGGACCUGGGCCGUCCGUACGCCGACGCCUACCACGCGGGAUUGACCGCGCAGGCGCAGACCCCUGAGAGCGUCGACCCGCCGCAGUUUGGCGGCUGCAGGGACAGCGACUGUACGGAUUGUACGUUCGUGGAUAUCAAGUAUGGGGGUGACCCUGGGAGCAUCAAGGUGGAUUGUUUGGAGUUGAAGGAUGCGCCGUAUUUGUUUGUGGGGGUGGCGAAGGAUCAGAAGAAGAAGGAUCUGUAA